This is a messenger RNA of Penicillium riverlandense, 381 nucleotides long. RefSeq names its product serine hydrolase domain-containing protein. The transcript is spliced from 3 exons. The coding region runs from base 1 to 381 and encodes 126 amino acids. The record is from RefSeq and is a predicted model, not a curated record. Lineage: Eukaryota; Fungi; Ascomycota; Eurotiomycetes; Eurotiales; Aspergillaceae.
AUGGAGGAGCUUGAUCGGAUUCUUGAUCAAUUCACAGAUCCCUUAGCGGGGUCACUGCAUGGCGCGGCGUUCAUUGCGAUUGACAACUUAGGAAAUGUUAUCUACAAACGGGCCGCCGGAAAGGCGGACUUUGAUACACCUAGUGCAAAGCCUUUGGGAAUAGACUCUCUAUACUGGAUUGCCUCAAUGACGAAAAUGGUCACAGCCGUGGCUGUGAUGCAACUAGUGGAACGCGGAAUUAUAUCAUUAGAUGACGAUAUCCGCGAGAAAGUCCCAGAGCUCAGAGAUAUCCAAAUUCUGGAAGAUAUGAAGUACGACUCUUCGCUGGCAUCGGCCCAGCCAAAACUUGUGCCCGUUCAAGGGAAGAUUGUUAUUCGGUAA